Molecule: messenger RNA, 3266 nt
Organism: Macrobrachium nipponense
Lineage: Eukaryota; Metazoa; Arthropoda; Malacostraca; Decapoda; Palaemonidae
Exons: 6
Coding region: 801-1544 (247 amino acids)
Source: RefSeq, a predicted model, not a curated record
CGCCUACUACUACUAAUGAGAAAGAUUCGUAUUUUUGCCAGCUUCAAUUACUGGCUAUGUAUAUUUUCGUAAUUCGAAAAUAAUUAUUUACUUCAAGAAAUAGGAACUAGGAUAAAUGUGUCUUUCAAAAGAAGUGUUAUGGUGGUAUGAGGUUGGCUGUUCCCAUCGUUCUAUACUCGUCCUGCCCAUGGAAUGGCAAAACUAAAGACUACUAGACUAGCCUACUGCGGCUUGGUUCCAGCUGGUCGUCCACUGGAAUAUUCAGCACCUUUUGACCAAGAUUAUACAGUACAAGAAGAUAAGAAGCUGAGUUGCAUAGGGAAUCAGCAUAUCAUGCUACCACCUGUCAGUUGGACUUUUUAUAGUAAUAUGUACAAUGUCAUCUGAGUCUGGAUCUUCAGACGUUUGUGCUGUACACAACUGUACAAACAGCAAGCAAACAAGACAUGAUCUGUCGUUUUUCAGAUUUCCAACAGAUGAAGAUAGAUGCAGGCAGUGGCUUAUGAAAUGUUGCCAACCAGAUUUAGAAGUGAAGAAUACAAAAUAUUUAUGCAACAACUGCCGUAUAUGUUUGGAUCAUUUUGAGGACAGUCAGUUUAUGAACGUAAUCUUAAAGAAUAAGUUGCUUUGGAAUGCGUUACCAACCGUAUUCAACGAUCCAAAUGCUCUUGAAGUACAAGAGGCAAAGAUUUUGGAACCUGAGCCUCCUUCUCCUGUAACAAACAUUCAACAGGUUUAUGAAAAUAUGACAGAGAGAAUUGGGUACAAGAAGUUAAUGGAGGAAGGUGAUAGUGGAUGAAAUGGAGAGGAAGUUACGACAUUCUCAUGAAGUUGAACCCCAAAAUACAGUUCCUGGCAUUUGCAUAGAGAUAGGGAAAGAGGACUUCAGGUAUAUAGUAAGAGGUGGCAAUAAUAAUGUCACAGAAACAAGUGAAGAUCUCAGAAUUAUAAUUAAGGAAGAAAUUGAAGAGGCAGAGAAUUUCCCAUGUGCCACAAAUAAGAUGAAAAAUAGUGGAGUGGAAGAAAAACUCAGAACUGACAGCUCAGUUUCCUUGUGGAAUAAUAUAAGAAAUGAGCCUAAUUUUGUAGUGGAAACCAUACAGAAUGGCAAGAGAUCUAGAAUAUUGAAAACAGGUGAAUUUGAGUUUGUUCUGGUUAAGGGAGAUUUGACACCCAGUGCUCUCAGAUACAUCAUAAAAGAAAUGCAAAGUAAUACGGUGAGAGAUAGAGAAGUCAUAUAUAUAAAAACAGAGGACAGUGGCAGAGAUGCUGAUAAUCCUCAUUAUGCUUACAAUAAAACUCAAGACUCCAGAGUUUUAAAGAAGUUAAGGAUAGACACUGGUCCUGUACUUUACAAUGACCAAGGGAAACGUAGUUUUAUGCACAAAACUCAAUGUGACAAUAAGAGAUCAAGAACUUUCAAGACUGGUCUAUUUGAGUGUAUUCUUGUGGAUGGUGGUAUGACACCUGGUGCAUUUGAAAUAAAGGCAGAAAGUGCGGGACAGUAUGCUACUAUUACUGAGGUGGAUCCUCUUGCGAUUUGAUAUUGAGCUGUGAAGGAGUGCAUCUUUGCCGAUGUUUGAUACCCAAAUGACUGUGAGAAACCAUUCUAUCUAUGUAUGCAGUAUUAGCUGGAACAGCUUUUUUAUAGUAAAAACUACUAUGGAUUGCCAAAUGAAGACGGGAGUUGUACAAUUCAAUUUUGUCCUGUGAUUCUGCACAGAUUUAUGUUAAGUAUGAUAGCCAAAUGGUAUUUCUUUAAGAGUUUCUGUUGUUUUGUUUUGUUGAUAUCUUGUAUUGUUUAAGAAAUGUUAGACUAUAUUAUGAUAAUAUUUUGUUUGUUUGUUUUCUUUUUCUAUGUGGGUAUACAAAUUUAGGGGUCCAGUGGCUCAGCACACCUAGCUGGUAGUUUUGGAAAUGUGGUUUGGUUCCUAUUUACAGCUCAACCAGUCCACCUAGGUGUAAGUAGGUACUGCUGCAUGACUGGGAGUCACAGACCACAAUACUUCACACCUCUGCAUCUUAGCAUGCUUGUUUCUUUACAUAAUUCUUCCAUAAUGGCUCCCGUCGCAUCUUGAUAGUAUGAGACUGACUUUUAUAAGUCAAAUUAAUUGGUGGAAAUGUUUUUGGUUUACAUAUAUUUUGUUCAUCAGACUAAAUGCAUAACCAUUAUUUACCCGUUUCAUUCUUGCAAAUUUGUUGUUCUUAUUUAAACUUCAUGCAGUAAAUGUGGCCAGUUUAAUUAUUUUAAUAGUUUUCACUCAUGUUUAUUUUAUGUAUAGCUGAACUCAUACUUUUCAUUGAUAUUUAGCUCUUUCUUCUUCUCUUACUUUCCACUUUGCAGGUGCCAUAGAUCUCUUGAUGUAAUUUUUGUUUUCAAGGACUGAUCCACAUGGUGUUAUCCAUUACCGUCUUUCAUCAUACAUCAAGGUACACUUUUGUCUGUUAUUGCACACUUUUGUCUGUUAUUGCAGAUUAUGGAUAUACUGUGUUUUUUAAUUGUUCUACCUAUAGUGCUUUUUUUUGCAUAAGGGACUUGAAUUUUCAUGUUGUAUUCUUGGGGUUUUCAUUUGACUCCCUCAUUUUAAUUUAAUUCAUAUAUAUUCAUUUAUAUUCUUUAUUUCACCUGUAUUCAUUUCAUUCCCAUCUAUUUAUUCCCCAGAAAACACGAGCUUUGAUCUUAAAUAAAGCCAAAGAUUUCACCUUACAUGCUGUUGUGUGAAUCUUACACACUGUCUUAUCACUCACCCAAUGUAUAAAUUAAGACAAGAUCAUUAUUUUAUCAUUUCAGUCUGCCUCUCUGUCUAGAUAAGCUCCUCCUCACCCCUGCCAUUGUUUUAUGAUACAUACCAUCUCAGAAAGCUGUGAGGCUUGACCAGUCACUUGUACAGUACAGUAUGUCAAAAAGUUUGUAACCUAUUUUUGGUUAUGCUGUAAAUGGAUGAGAUCAGUUUAAAAAAUUUGUAUCUGUGAAACAGUUGAACAAAAUUUACAAAGAUUGUUUAUUGAGUGUACAGUGGACCCCCCGUAUUCACGUUCUCCGGAUUCGCGGACUCACACAUUCGUGGAUUUCUCUCGGGAACGUUUCCCCGCAAUAUUCGUGGAAAAUUCGCACAUUCGCGGUAUUUUUCUAUGAGAAAUAUCCACAAAUUCCUGGUUUUAUUAUCAAUUUCAUCAUAAAAAUGGUAUUUUCAUUUUAAAAUAAGUUUUUAAAUAUACUUACCUGGUAGUUACAUAUAUAUAGCUUAAUCCCGCCGAUUCGUCGC